Messenger RNA from Pungitius pungitius (ninespine stickleback), 1433 nucleotides. RefSeq names its product receptor activity-modifying protein 1-like. The transcript has 4 exons. Bases 291 to 719 code for a protein of 142 amino acids. Gene Ontology annotation, cellular component: signaling receptor complex; cell surface; membrane. The record is from RefSeq and is a predicted model, not a curated record. Gene Ontology annotation, molecular function: coreceptor activity. Lineage: Eukaryota; Metazoa; Chordata; Actinopteri; Perciformes; Gasterosteidae. Gene Ontology annotation, biological process: intracellular protein transport; cellular response to hormone stimulus; regulation of G protein-coupled receptor signaling pathway.
AAUGUCUCCCUGAGAUGCUGCCAUGCAGGAUUGUUGACAGUAAGGCCUCUAAGUGUCUCUGGGGAGGCUUAAUAAGGAACGUGUCUUUGGGUAGCAUGGGAACAGAGCGCUCAGUCUGGGAAAGGAAGCAAGCUGUCCAUUAGUUUCACCGAUAAGAAAAGCGGACCAGAUGAAACCGGAGCAGAUACCGCAAAGGCUUUUUGUGACCAGUUGUGCGUCUGUUAGCUGGCUGCAAACAGGUUCUGAUCCAUCCUUUCUACCAGGGAUCCAACAGCAAAGUAACGUCUGGGAUGGUGUCGACUGCUUCCUUGUUGGUACUCAUCUUCAUAUGGACAGGAAUAGCUGCAAAAUUUGUGGUUCCACCAUGUGACCAGCACAUGUUUCACUACGGAGUUGACCGAUGCUUGUCAGACUUUAACAAGAGCAUGGAGACCAGUGGCUAUGGGGACCAUUGCCCGUGGCCUGCUGAAAAAGGCGUCUACAACAAACUGAUGAGGUGUGUGGACAACCUGGCAAUUGUGUUUUGGUGUAAUGGUCACGGAUUUCUGAAGGACACGGUCUUCUAUGAGGUUCAUAAGACUUACUUCAGACUGUGUGGACAGGUCCAAGACCCCCCGCUCAACACUCUCGUUCUGUUGAUUGGACCUGUUAUCAUUGCCACACUCCUCCUACCAGUUCUCUGUGCUAAUCUCACUACCUCCAGCACUCCACCUCUCUGAUGUUCUGACCUGAGAACGGAACCAACAGUAUUUUAUAUUUAUAUCACUGCAUGGGCAGGGUUGCCUCUACUGGCUGUAGUAAUAAGGAAAGGAGUUCAAAAGGAAUUCACAUGGUGCAACAUGAAGAGCACUGGGAGGAUGGGGUCGAAAUACACCUUUACAUCAAAAGUUGUAGAUUGAUUGAUUGAUGGAUGUCAUGUAUGUGUAUUGGUUGAGGAGAAGUGACACUUCCUACUUUGUUUUACAGGAAUGUACAAUGACUGUAUGUUUGAUGUGAAAAAUACAAAUCAUUUUAUUCUUUCUUUUUUUUCUGACUUUUGUCUUAAGUGUGUGUUAGAAAAAUAUUACUUGACACUGGUGUAAAAUCAUCAAACAGGACUUUUAUUAACUAUUACUUGCGAGUGGCAGCAGAGUUGAAGUCAAGUUGCUGCUCUGAGGUCUGCUUCCCAUCCUCUGAAUUAUAUAGUUCUUUAUAGUAUGACUCACACACAAGUAAUGCAACAAAGUCAGCGCCUGAAUGUAGGACAUAUGCAUCAAGACUUCUCCGACGUCUGCCUCUCCGUUCAGUUGAGAGAACACACACACACACACACACACACACACACACACACCAGUAGCUUGUAGCCUCUGCUGCGAGGUCACAGACUCUGCAGCGUUCUAAAGUAAUGCCACAAACUACAAUGACAAACAUUGUUUAAACUAGGAUUUAUUCCU